GAAAGUUAAUGAGUAAACAGGAUACGGAGUAACAUUACUAAAGAGCGCCAGUACUGACUAGAGUAGUUCACGAUCCGGCGACGAGUAGCGGCAGCGUCUGGCUUUUAUGGAAGGAGGAUGAUGCGUGGUGAUCACUCCCCGCUCGCCCGCAAAUCCGCAGACUGUGAUCGGCAGCACCUGUCCGCAUUGCCACACGCCACCUAGGAGAGGGAGAGAGAGAUGGGGAAAGGAAGGACAGUCUGCCACUACCUGGCAGCUGAGGUGGAGGGCGUGACAAAAAUGUUCUGUGUGAAAAAUGUAAAAAUUUGCUCAAAAGUAAGUUAAACUCCUGUUUGAACCAGACUGCUGUCACUUGUCAACGAGGAAGAGAACGGGAUGGUUUUAACCAAUAGAAAUUCGGCUCAUGUGACGUUCAAACCAAUCGGAUUCAGCGGGAACCUUCCUGCGGGUCGGUGAGUAUAAAACUGUCACCCGACUAGAAUUUCAUCAAUCCCCUCUAACACUGGACUCUUAAACGUCCGUCUGUGGAGGCAAACUUUAUAUCUUCUCUUCUUAAUCCAAACUUUUAAACGGACCAACUUUAAGAAACAUGCGCGAGUGUAUCUCGGUGCACGUUGGUCAGGCUGGUGUCCAGAUUGGUAAUGCCUGCUGGGAGCUGUACUGCCUGGAGCAUGGGAUCCAGCCGGAUGGUCAGAUGCCCAGUGGCAAGACCAUAGGAGGAGGAGACGAUUCCUUUAACACCUUCUUCAGCGAGACUGGAGCUGGAAAACACGUCCCCAGAGCUGUUUUUGUGGAUCUGGAACCCACUGUUAUUGAUGAGGUGCGCACUGGGUCCUACCGCCAGCUUUUCCAUCCUGAGCAGCUGAUUACUGGCAAGGAGGAUGCUGCCAAUAACUAUGCACGUGGACAUUACACAAUUGGUAAAGAGAUUAUUGAUCUUGUUCUGGACAGGAUCCGGAAACUGGCUGACCAGUGCACCGGUCUUCAGGGCUUCCUGGUGUUCCACAGCUUUGGUGGCGGCACUGGCUCUGGUUUCACCUCCCUGCUGAUGGAACGUCUGUCUGUUGACUAUGGCAAGAAGUCCAAGCUGGAGUUCUCCAUCUACCCAGCCCCCCAAGUGUCCACUGCUGUGGUGGAGCCCUACAACGCCAUCCUGACCACCCACACCACCCUGGAGCACUCUGACUGCGCCUUCAUGGUGGAUAACGAGGCAAUCUACGAUAUCUGCCGCAGAAACCUUGAUAUUGAACGUCCCUCUUACACCAACCUGAACAGGCUGAUCAGUCAGAUAGUGUCCUCCAUCACUGCUUCUCUUCGUUUCGACGGCGCCCUGAAUGUUGACCUCACAGAGUUCCAGACCAACUUGGUGCCAUAUCCUCGUAUCCACUUCCCUCUGGCCACCUACGCCCCUGUCAUCUCCUCUGAGAAGGCUUACCACGAGCAGUUAACUGUGGCUGAGAUCACAAACGCCUGCUUCGAGCCAUCCAAUCAGAUGGUGAAAUGUGACCCUCGCCAUGGCAAGUACAUGGCUUGCUGCCUUCUGUACCGUGGCGAUGUGGUGCCCAAAGAUGUCAACGGUGCCAUUGCUAAUAUCAAAACCAAGCGCACCAUUCAUUUUGUGGAGUGGUGUCCCACUGGUUUCAAGGUUGGCAUCAACUACCAGCCACCCACUGUAGUUCCUGGCGGAGACCUGGCCAAGGUCCAGAGGGCUGUCUGCAUGCUGAGCAACACCACCGCCAUCGCUGAGGCCUGGGCUCGACUCGACCACAAGUUUGAUCUGAUGUACGCUAAACGUGCCUUUGUUCACUGGUAUGUGGGUGAGGGUAUGGAAGAGGGCGAGUUCUCCGAAGCCAGAGAGGACAUGGCGGCUCUGGAGAAGGAUUACGAGGAGGUUGGAGCUGAUAGUAUGGGAGACGACGAUGAUGAUGAUGGAGAGGUGUAUUAAACAGACAUGCAUUCCGUUUUCUUGAUCUGUGAUCUGUUUUAUUAAUGUCAAAAAUAAAGUUUGAUUUUGGCUGAA
Amphiprion ocellaris (clown anemonefish) is the source of this 2020-nucleotide messenger RNA. RefSeq names its product tubulin alpha-1C chain-like. The coding region runs from base 590 to 1945 and encodes 451 amino acids. The transcript has 4 exons. Gene Ontology annotation, molecular function: structural constituent of cytoskeleton; GTP binding. Gene Ontology annotation, biological process: mitotic cell cycle; microtubule cytoskeleton organization. Lineage: Eukaryota; Metazoa; Chordata; Actinopteri; Pomacentridae. Gene Ontology annotation, cellular component: microtubule; cytoplasm. The record is from RefSeq and is a predicted model, not a curated record.